This is a messenger RNA of Thalassophryne amazonica, 2424 nucleotides long. It is a transcript of the gene acvr1l, whose product is annotated as activin A receptor, type 1 like. Gene Ontology annotation, molecular function: ATP binding; transforming growth factor beta receptor activity, type I; SMAD binding. The transcript has 10 exons. Bases 209 to 1735 code for a protein of 508 amino acids. Gene Ontology annotation, cellular component: plasma membrane; BMP receptor complex. NCBI's taxonomy places the organism in Eukaryota, Metazoa, Chordata, Actinopteri, Batrachoidiformes, Batrachoididae. Gene Ontology annotation, biological process: BMP signaling pathway; dorsal/ventral pattern formation; transforming growth factor beta receptor signaling pathway. The record is from RefSeq and is a predicted model, not a curated record.
CUGACGGGAAAGUUAAAACACGAAGAAGGUGUACACAAUGUUUUGGUGACGUCAUGAGUAAGAAAGCAGCCUGUCGGUGGGCUGUGGUCUUUAAAGCUUCUUUCUUCUCGCCGCAUGUACAGUCUGACACGCUGUUAAGAGGACAUCAGGAAUCUACACACUUCGCAUAAUGAGACGUUGGAGUUCGUGUGUGCCGAUGCACUGAAAGAUGGGUCGCUGCAGUGUCCACGUCCUCCUGCUGCUCGUGCUGCAUGUUCUGAAGACAUCUGCCGAGGAUUCAGGUCGACAGUUGGCGUGUCUUCAGUGUGAUAGUCCGAAAUGCCUCCAGGCCUCCCAGUGCCAUGGAACACGAUGUUUCUCUUCUGUCACAGUUGGCAGCAGCGGGGUGGUGUUUAAGUGCGGCUGCUUGCAAGGGACAGACCCAAUCAGUUUUCAUUGCUCCAUGUCUCCAUCAUACCACCAGGCCAUUUUCUGCUGCUCCCGUGACAUGUGCAACAGCAACACCACCAGGAACUCUCUGAUGGCUCAGCUGCUAUCAGCUCCAGAAGGUGAACCAGUUCCAUACCGCGUGGAAACGUUGGCUCUCUUUGUGAUCGGUCCAGUUGUGGUUCUUGUACUGCUGUCUGUAGUGUCCGUAUUGGCCUGCAGGAAGUUUCGCCACAGCCGUUUGCAAAGAUUACAAGACUUUGACACGGAGCAGGGAGCCAUCGAUGGCCUCAUCACCUCCAAUGUGGGAGACAGCACUUUAGCAGACCUGUUGGAUCACUCCUGUACAUCGGGCAGUGGGUCAGGUCUUCCCUUCCUUGUCCAGAGAACUGUGGCCCGACAGAUCAGUCUGGUGGAGUGUAUAGGCAAAGGCAGAUACGGGGAGGUGUGGCGGGGUCAGUGGCAGGGAGAGAACGUGGCUGUUAAGAUUUUCUCCUCUCGAGAUGAGAAGUCGUGGUUCAGAGAGACUGAGAUCUACAACACGGUGCUGUUGAGACAUGAAAAUAUCCUGGGCUUCAUGGCAUCUGACAUGACUUCUCGAAACUCCAGCACCCAGCUGUGGCUCAUCACUCAUUACCACGAGAACGGCUCACUUUAUGACUACUUGCAACGUGUUGCCGUGGAGACGACAGAGGGCCUGGCGAUGGCGGCGUCCAUAGCCUGCGGCCUGGUGCACCUGCACACGGAGAUCUUUGGCACAGAGGGAAAACCAGCCAUCGCACAUCGGGACUUGAAGAGCAAAAACAUCCUGGUUACGAAGGAGCUGCGGUGCUGCAUUGCAGAUCUGGGACUGGCUGUAAUCCACUCACAGACAGACAACCUGCUGGAUGUGGGCAACAACCCAAAAGUGGGCACCAAGCGCUACAUGGCCCCUGAGGUUCUGGACGAGACCAUUCAGACUGACUGCUUUGAUGCCUAUAAGAGAGUGGACAUCUGGGCCUUUGGUCUGGUUCUGUGGGAAAUAGCAAGACGCACAUACAGCAACGGCAUUGUUGAGGAGUACAAGCCUCCAUUUUAUGACCAGGUGCCAAACGACCCCAGCUUUGAGGACAUGAGGAAAGUGGUGUGUGUGGAGCAGCAGAGGCCUUUCAUUCCCAAUCGUUGGUUCUCUGAUCCUACUCUCUCUGCUCUGGUGAAGCUGAUGAAGGAGUGCUGGUACCAGAACCCGUCUGCCAGGCUGACAGCGCUGCGCAUCAAGAAAACCCUGGAUAAGAUCUACAGCUCUCUGGAGAAGGGCAAGGAGUCCUGAGAGGGAGCUGGGGGCGUUGAUCAGGGUGUUAAAGAGACCAGCUGGACAGAGGACCACAGGCAGGAGUUGUUGAAGAGUCAUCGAACCUCAUCCUUGCUCUCUCACGUUCUCUGUGGUUGCCUUCCACCGCCAUAGUCACUCUGACUUGAAGCCCACACAGAUGUUUGAAUCUGAAGCCAGCCUUAGCUACGGGACUUGAACCUGUCGCCAUUGUGUUCACACUGACCUUAACUGUGGCUUGUUACAGUUGAAAGAACAUGAACGGCAUAUUUUAGCACCCUGCACCAACGCAUUAAUGCCCACAUAAGCUCAGCCUUCUUACACUUACAGCGUUUAGUUUUUUUAUUCCUCAGCUGGUGGUUGUGGCUUUCUGCUCAGAGACAAUCAGUGAUAUUUCACCCCCCACCCCACUCCCCUUUAAUUUUACUACGUCAACAAAUCUGAAAACAACUGUCUACUUACAAAGGAAAAAAGCCAAUAGAAUCAAAAAGUUUUUAAAUUUUUAUUAAAAGCUGUAUGAAACUUCCACUCUUACACACUGAGGACAAGUAAAACUGACUGUACAUGUAUAAGUGUUUACAUCCACUUUAUGUAUCCAUGUUGUCAUUAGUGGAGCUUUUAGGAAAUGCAAAGUGGGAAAGGAGGAAUUAAAAAAACAAAACAAAAAAAAAAAAGGAUAAUAUUCUGAA